Molecule: messenger RNA, 1623 nt
Organism: Juglans microcarpa x Juglans regia
Lineage: Eukaryota; Viridiplantae; Streptophyta; Magnoliopsida; Fagales; Juglandaceae
Product: trihelix transcription factor ASIL2-like
Exons: 3
Coding region: 260-1408 (382 amino acids)
Cellular component (GO): nucleus
Molecular function (GO): transcription cis-regulatory region binding
Source: RefSeq, a predicted model, not a curated record
UAUACAUCACGCAAGCCGGCGCAUUUUAGCUGCGCCGAUAUUUUCCACCAACCCCAUCCCGUCCUCCCCCUCUCCCAAUCUCAAACCCACAGACCCUUGUCCUUCUCUCAAAUUUUCGCAGCUAACGGAACAUUUAGGGUUCGGCCUCCGCGAGAAAAAACUUCGUCCUAGAAUCGAAACCCGAACCUUUCAAACGAUCAGGUGUUCGUUUCGCUCUCCGUUUUCAAUUUUUCUGUCUGUUUUUUUUGGUGCCAAAAAAAUGGGUGACAUGGAAGACGAUGCGAGGUACUCGAGCAAAUCCUAUGCUCUAAACCCCUAUAAUCCUUCUCAUCGCCCAAGAAACUUGAUCCCCAGUUCCAAUUACACUCACCCAAUAAGAAAUAACUACGAAGUCGAGGACGACGACGAAUUCGACGUUGAGAAUGACAGGCAGGAAGACGAGGAAGAGGAAGAAGACGAAAACCCAAAUGGGUACUAUCGCAAUCUCGAAGAAGAUGGAGAUUUUAAUAGGCACCCGAAGAAGAGGAAGUUAAGGAAUUCCAUUUCGGGCUACGAGUCCGUGGCCAGAAGUGCGAAAGAUUCGUACUCGGCGUGGAUUCCAGAGGCAGAGUGGAAUAAGCACUCGGUGUUCGUUUUGUUGGAGGUGUGGGGAGACAGGUUUCUUCAACUGGGGAGGAAGAGCUUGAGGUCCGAGGAUUGGAACGACGUCGCCGAGAAGGUCUCCGAGGUUUCGAAGACCGAGAGAACCGAGGUGCAAUGCAGGGCUAUGAUGGACAAGCUGAAGAGGAAGUACAAGAAAGAGAAGGCCAAAGUUGACGAAAUGGGAUCGAAUUCUAGCAAAUGGGUCUACUUUAAGAAGAUGGAUAUGUUAAUGGCUUCGUCGCCCAGGCAAGACUUCGGGCUGGCUUGUGGGGUCGAUUCGGGUGAGUAUGUGUUUAUGAAUACUUGGGUUUAUUUGGACAGGUCGAAUGGAUUUGAUGAGAUGAGGGAUAGUCCUGGGGAGUCGGAGAAUGAGGAGGAAGAUGGGAUUGAGUCGGAUGAGAUCCCACGAAGGACAAGAGCGAGAGGCCUUGGAGAAGGGUCAUCGUCGUACAGGGUGGUGGCGGAUUCGAUACAGAAGUUUGGGGAUAUAUAUGAGAAAAUUGAGAGUGGUAAGAGGCAGCAUAUGAUGGAGUUGGAGAAGAUGAGGUUGGAGUUCCAGAGGGAAUUGGAGUUGCAGAAGAAGCAGAUUCUAGAGAGGGCCCAGACGGAGAUUGCGAAAAUGCAGGAAGAGGAUGAUGAGGAUUCUGAUUCUUCUGAAGAGAAUCUCAAGAUGCUGGAAUUGGAAAAAUCAUUGUAUUUGGUUCCUUUUCUACACCAACUAUUGAUGAUCACCAUGUUGGUACGGGAAUGUUUUGGUUUAUUGUAAAUUAAGUACUACUUGGAUAUUCUGCUUUGAUGAAAGGUUAUGGGUGUCAGUUUAUUGGAGGACUGCAAAUUAGGACAGGCACAACAUCGUUUUGAGGUGGCUCGUUUGGGGAGUGACAUAAGAUGAAAAUGUUGUAAAUAGUAAGAUAGUUUGUGAAUAGUAGUGAGAUAGUUUGAGCUGAGUAUUUUUUGGGUUUUGGGAAAUGAGAGAGAAAA